GGGGACACGGACGAUGUUUGUGUCACGGACCAGAAGUGACCGAGCAGCGCCAGAAGCGCGGAUGAAGUAACCCGUUAAUUUGUGUCUGUUUUUGUUGUUUCUUUUGGAAGCAAAAUGUCGACUAAACGUAAAUCUGAUGUCACUGUACCUGCGGAGGAAAGUGACCAGCUGUUGAUCCGCCCGCUAGGAGCCGGACAGGAAGUGGGGCGGUCCUGCAUCAUCCUGGAGUUCAAGGGGCGAAAGAUCAUGUUGGACUGUGGGAUCCAUCCUGGCCUGGAGGGAAUGGACGCUCUGCCGUACAUCGACCUCAUCGAUCCGGCGGAAAUUGACCUGCUGCUCAUCAGCCACUUUCACCUGGACCACUGUGGGGCGCUGCCCUGGUUCCUGCAGAAGACCAGCUUCAAGGGUCGAACCUUCAUGACUCACGCCACCAAAGCCAUUUACCGCUGGCUGCUGUCUGACUGUGUCAAAGUCAGCAACAUCUCUGCAGACGACAUGCUCUACAGUGAGAUGGACCUGGAGGAGAGCAUGGAGAAGAUUGAGACCAUCAACUUCCACGAGGUGAAGGAAGUGGCGGGCAUCAAGUUCUGGUGUUACCACGCCGGUCACGUGCUCGGGGCGGCCAUGUUUAUGAUCGAGAUCGCCGGCGUCAAGUUGUUGUACACAGGAGACUUCUCUCGUCAGGAGGACAGACAUCUGAUGGCAGCAGAAAUCCCCAGCGUUAAACCAGACAUUCUCAUCACUGAGUCCACCUACGGCACUCACAUUCAUGAGAAGCGUGAGGAGCGAGAGGCUCGUUUCUGUAACACUGUGCACGACAUUGUGAACAGGGAGGGUCGAUGUUUGAUUCCCGUGUUUGCUCUGGGACGAGCUCAGGAGCUGCUGCUCAUCCUGGACGAGUACUGGCAGAACCACCCGGAGCUGCACGACAUCCCCAUCUACUACGCUUCCUCUCUGGCCAGGAAGUGCAUGGCCGUGUACCAGACCUACAUCAACGCCAUGAACGACAAGAUCCGCAAGGCUAUCAACGUCAACAACCCGUUUGUCUUCAAACACAUCAGCAACCUUAAGAGCAUGGAUCACUUUGAUGACAUCGGCCCCAGCGUGGUGAUGGCGACGCCCGGGAUGAUGCAGAGCGGUUUGUCCAGAGAACUGUUUGAGAGCUGGUGCACGGACAAGAGGAACGGGGUCAUCAUUGCUGGAUACUGUGUGGAGGGAACACUCGCCAAGCACAUCAUGACGGAGCCCGAUGAGAUCACCACCAUGUCGGGGCAGAAGCUUCCUCUGAAGAUGUCGGUCGACUACAUCUCGUUCUCCGCUCACACGGAUUAUCAACAGACCAGCGAGUUCAUCCGGGCGCUCAAACCUCCUCACGUGAUCCUGGUCCACGGCGAGCAGAACGAGAUGGCGCGUCUGAAAGCGGCUCUGAUCCGCGAGUACGAAGACAACGACGAGGUCCACAUCGAGGUCCACAACCCGAGGAACACGGAGGCCGUCACGCUCAACUUCAGAGGAGAGAAACUCGCCAAGGUCAUGGGCUCACUGGCAGACAGGAAGUGUGCUCAGGGUCAAAGGGUGUCCGGGAUCCUCGUCAAGAGAAACUUCAACUAUCACAUCCUGACCCCGUCUGACCUCAACAAUUAUACGGAUCUGUCCAUGGGGACCGUGACGCAGACUCUGGCCGUCCCGUACACCGGACCCAUUUCGCUGCUCGUCAGUCAGCUACGGAACCUCGCAGGAGACGUGGAGCAGGUGGAGGGAACGGAGAAAAUCACAGUGCGGGUCUUUGACAGCAUCACUCUGGUCCACGAGGCCGGCAUGGUCCUGCUGGAGUGGAUCGCUAACCCGCUCGCCGACAUGUACGCUGACGUGGUGACGACGGUGGUCCUGCAGGUUCAGUCCAACCCCAGCGCUCAGAAAUUUGUGGAAGGACGCAGCGAGGUGCUCGACGUCGACGUGUUUGUGGAGAAACUCAAGCUCAUGCUGCAUGACAUGUUCGGGGACGACUGCGUGAAUUUCAAGGACAGUAGUAACCUGAGUGUGACGGUCGACGACGUCACCGCCUUCAUCCAGCCACAGACCAGAACUGUGACAUGUGCAGAGGACGAGACUUUCAGGGAGACGGUGGAAGUCGCCGUCCAUCGGCUCUACGAUGCCCUCAGUCCCAUUAUCUGAGUGGCCACGCCCACUCUAUGAUGUCACCACGGUGGUGACGCAAACUCGAUCUGAUCAGAACCGUGUACAGAAGCCCAAAUUUCUGGGAUUUUUUUCUUUUCUGUGAUUCCUCGUUUUUUUUCUACUUCCUGUGUAAAACAAUAAAACAUUUUUCAUGACAAAAAAGUUAA
Molecule: messenger RNA, 2345 nt
Organism: Solea solea (common sole)
Lineage: Eukaryota; Metazoa; Chordata; Actinopteri; Pleuronectiformes; Soleidae
Product: cleavage and polyadenylation specificity factor subunit 3-like
Exons: 18
Coding region: 115-2175 (686 amino acids)
Biological process (GO): mRNA 3'-end processing by stem-loop binding and cleavage
Cellular component (GO): mRNA cleavage and polyadenylation specificity factor complex
Molecular function (GO): RNA binding; RNA endonuclease activity; 5'-3' exonuclease activity
Source: RefSeq, a predicted model, not a curated record